Pangasianodon hypophthalmus (striped catfish) is the source of this 2023-nucleotide messenger RNA. It is a transcript of the gene olig1, whose product is annotated as oligodendrocyte transcription factor 1. The transcript has a single exon. Lineage: Eukaryota; Metazoa; Chordata; Actinopteri; Siluriformes; Pangasiidae. Gene Ontology annotation, molecular function: protein dimerization activity. The record is from RefSeq and is a predicted model, not a curated record. Bases 910 to 1632 code for a protein of 240 amino acids.
AGAAAAACACACAGCCCCCCACACACACAUCCACAUAAUACAGGCAGGUUGUGUUCUGUUGCUCUGCAGGUGCCUGGCAUGGUGAUUGCUCUUUUAAUGCAGUUCCUGUCUCUGCUCAUGUGUAAAAGUGUGUGUGUGUGUGUGUGUGUGUGUGUGUGUAUGUGUGUGUGUGGAUGCCAUAAUACCAUUCACCAGUCAGACAGCACCGGUUGCUCUAACCAUUUGCUAUACCCUCCUUGCCAUUUGCAUCCUUUCAUUUCAAAAACACUUCCUUCAUUUCCUUGUUUUGAAUAUGGCAUCAUUCACUCUUUCUCUCUCACCCUCUUUUCUCUGUAAUUUCCCUUAAGGGGCAGGAUCAUAGACAGAAUGUCAAAAUAGAGGAUGUGACUGUUUUGUAGCUUUUUGCCUUCGGAGGAGGGGGGAGAAGCGAGUUAAUUGCAGCAUUAGCUCAUUACCUGUGUCUUCUCUUUCUCAUUUGCUCCCUAUGCUCUGAGAGUAUGGUCCAGCCCGAUAGAGACUGCAUAACAGAGACGUGUACUAGGACAGAUCUGUCAUCCUUGGACUAAAGUAGCAGCAAAAGGAUAUCAUCUAUAGAAUUCACAAGAUCAUAUUUUAUUUGCCUUAUAUUACUUUUGUAUUUUAUUCAUUGAUUCAUUAUUUCUUAACUGGCAGUUACUCAGUGGAUGAGUAUGGACUUCACUGGAGGGUAAGUGCUGGAAUCGUUAUUGGAUUAAUCCAAGUGGAAUCCAAGUGUUUAAUCAAGGAUCAAGAGUUAUUGCUCUCCUGGAUGGACUUAGACUCCCCUGGAUCUCUUGCUGUGAUCUAGCUGUGGAUAGGACUUUUGUGAGCAGAUCCUUGGUCUGUGGUGCAAGUGUAGGUUUGAGGAGGUGCCUUUGAGACCUCAGAAACAUGCAGCCUGUGUCUAGUCUCAGGGGCAGCGGACAGGGAGAUGGCACUUUUCACGAGCUCAUGCCCAGAUCAGGAAUGAUUACUGGGGGUACAGGAGCAGGAGGAUCAGGUUCUAGUUCUGGGGGCCUUCAGGGCCCUCAGAAACACCCUAAAUUUCCACGAGAGCUCAGUCUGGAGGAGCAGCAGGAACUCAGACGGAAAAUCAACAGCCGUGAGAGAAAGAGAAUGCAAGACCUAAACCUGGCCAUGGAUGCUUUGCGGGAGGUGAUGGUACCAUACUCUUCCUCCCCAACCUCAUCCUUGGGUGCAGGAGGAGGGCUGCAACACCCUUAUCUACCCCUUGGAGCUUCUCCGAACGGCCGCCGUCUUUCCAAGAUCUCGACGCUGGUUUUGGCCCGCAACUACAUCCUGCUCCUUGGCUCCUCCCUCCAGGAGAUGAGGCGGCUGCUAGGUGAGGUCAGUAUUGGGGGGACUGUACCACACCUGCUCCUGACAGGAGGGUGGCCAUUUCUCACUGGUCCAGGACAGCUCUUGCUCAGUUCACCAGAACAGCCACUUGGACUGGCCCAUUGUUCUUCACUGCCACUGAAUGGUGCCCCAGCCCCGGAGGAGUCCACAGCAUGGGGUUCACGAGGGGUGGCAGGGACACCACUAUGCCCCUGCCGAGUGUGUCGGGUACCCAGAGUGGUGCAUGCAACUCCUACAGCUCGCUUCCAGAAAUGAACAACAAAAACUAGUUGCUCAUUUCAAAAAAUUUCAUACAAGCAAGUUACUUAUCCUCCCUUUUUCUUGUUUUCGUAUUGCCUUACUUGACUUCUUUUUUGACUUUUGAAUCUGUGAAAAGUUUUUUUUAAAAUCAUUAUAAAACAAUGUAGUGUGGUUUCCAGUCGAAACAAAUAGAGUAAUAUUAUAACAUUUAUUUAGUUAUUUUUUACAAAAUACACUUGUUUUGGAAAUGAACUAUCAUAGGUCCGAAAUUUGACAGGUAGUUAAAUGUGCAAAGAUGGAAAAUGGCAGCUUUUUGUGGACUUUGAUCAUCCUUAUCAAAGACAAUAAAAGUUUAUGAAGAAAAGGAGAGUGUAUAUAUUUCUGUGUGUAUGUGUGUACUUGUGUA